Molecule: messenger RNA, 1404 nt
Organism: Biomphalaria glabrata
Lineage: Eukaryota; Metazoa; Mollusca; Gastropoda; Planorbidae
Product: mitochondrial import inner membrane translocase subunit Tim23-like
Exons: 7
Coding region: 160-744 (194 amino acids)
Biological process (GO): protein import into mitochondrial matrix
Cellular component (GO): mitochondrial inner membrane; TIM23 mitochondrial import inner membrane translocase complex
Molecular function (GO): transmembrane protein transporter activity
Source: RefSeq, a predicted model, not a curated record
GGCUUUAUUUAGAAAAUCUAAAAGUAUUGACUGCCCUGUCCUUGAGUUGAGUAAUCAAGUCAAUUACAAUAGAUUUAUUUAGAAAUCCAAAUCUAUCUAGGAGUUACUCUAUUUCUUGGAAUUUUAAACAGAUUCUAGAUCUCCAGUUCUCUAACGAAUAUGAGUGAUAAAAAUCCCUAUUCUUCAUCCGAUCCAACGAUGAACGUUCCAGUGACCACUGGAGCAGCAGGUGCAAUCAUGUCACCAUAUCUUAAUUUUAAUCCAGCUUAUCUUGGACCAAAUGCAGCAGACUCACAGUUCAUAUUUCCAGAAGGUGCUGCCAGAACUCGAGGUCGACUUGAACUUUCAUUUUCGCAGAUAGGUGGUUCAGUGUUCUUAGGAGCAGCAGUUGGUGGUGUAAAUGGUUUCUAUAGGGGGGUCCAGGAUGUGCAGGCAAGACAGUUGGUUGGGGCCAAUAGAAGGACACAAAUGCUCAAUUUCAUAACAAAAGGUGGAGCAUCAACUGCACAAACAUUAGGUGUUGUAGCCUUAAUGUACAGUGUGUUUGGAGUUGUGUUUUCAUGGGGGCGUGGUGUUGACGAUGAACUCAACACUGUAGCUGCGGGUACCUCUACGGGAGUUUUAUACAAGUCAUCAGGCGGCUUGAAACCCUGUCUCCGCGGCGGUGCUUUUGGACUUGGACUUUCUUUAAUCUAUGUUCUCUUCACGAGUGACAAAAUUAAAAGUGUAUGGAGGGGAAGAUAAAAGGUGAUCUUUUGUUUUAUUUAUCAACGAGGCCUACAAAGUUUGAUCAUUUGUUUCAUAGUUUGGUGUUGUAUCAGAGAACAUGUAAGCAUCGUGGAUGUGCUGAAUGGUGUGAAGAUCCUAUAAAUGUCAAUUGAAUGCAGAGUUUUCAUCCAUGUGUAUAGAAUUCAUGCCAUCGUCCAUAAUUUUAACAUACCUAUGUAUAUAGAAAUAUUGAUCAUCCAAAUGCAUACUAGAAUAAGCUAGUGAAAAACAUUGGAAGUCCUCCAGUGAUUCACCUCAACUGGAUUCCUUUUAAGGGUGAAUUUGUUUUGGCCAGUUCACUGAGAAAGAUUGAAUUAAGAAAUUUAAAAAGGAGAUGCUAUGUUAUGAAUGUACUAGGCUUGAAUUAAUUGUGUUUUUUUUUAAUGUAUUUCUAAGUCAGAAAGUAAAUCCCUUUAUACAGGAGUAUAGCUGUUCAACUAUGUCUAAAAAGAAAAAAUGUGUCUAUUUCAAUAUGUCUUAAGUAUUCCCAUUCUACUGUCUGUGUUUGAGCCACUUGACCAUGUCUGGACUAAAUGAUUAGUAUGUGUGCCAUAGGAUUCAAAUAUGAAGCAUUUUUUUUGGAUAUGUUUCUGAUGUAUGCAUUUGAAAGAAUACAAAUAAAGACAACACUCUUUA